AUGAAUUUUCUUCCUUUUUUUUUCCUUUUUUUAGAAGGUAAACCUUAUAUUUCAAUGCGAACGUUAACAGCUUUAAUUAUUUUUUGCCUCUUUCGAUUGUCCAUUCAAUUCUAUCUUCCUGGUAUAGCUCCUGUAAACUUCUGCGAGAAGGGAAAAGAAGAUAAAACAUCUGAUUCAUUUGGAUUUUGCACAGAUACCAAGGACGAUUCACCGGUUGAAAAUCUUGGACAAGUAGUUUUUGGCGAACGUAUCAAACCGAGUUUGUACAAUAUAUCUUUUAAUGAACCACAAACGUGCACCAGACUUUGCGUGAAAGACUAUAGAGCUGGUGAUCCAAUUGAUAGGCAAAAAUUGCUGUUACUGAAAAGUGGCAUGAAGCUAAAUUAUCAGCAUCGCUGGAUAGUUGACAAUAUGCCAGUGAUGUUUUGCUUCUUGAACCAGCAGGGUAAUCUUGUAUGCACUACCGGUUUUCCGAUGGGCUGUUACGUGACUCCUGGGGGUAUACCUAAGGACGCCUGCAUGUUGGAUACAAAGUACAGAGAGAGGGAUAAUUAUUAUAUAUUUAACCAUGUGGCUAUUAGUAUCGCAUACCGCAAUUUGAGUAAUGACGCCAACUUUUUUGAACACGGUGAUUGGAAUCGUAUUAUCAACAUCACUAUUCAGCCACGAAGUAUAAGGCAUCCGUCAGCAAACAAGUUGGAUUGUUCGCCUAAUGCACCUGCAUUGAAUAUUCCAGCAAGUGCCGAAGAAGCUAGUAUUGUUUACUCGUAUUCAGUUAGCUGGGAGACGUCGGACGUUAAGUGGUCUUCCCGAUGGGAUUAUAUUCUCAGUUCAGUGCCUCACAGUAACAUUCAGUGGUUUUCAAUUAUGAACUCACUUGUCAUAGUUAUCUUCCUUUCUGGAAUGGUUGGUAUGAUCUUGGUUAGGACUUUGCAUCGAGAUAUAUCUCGGUACAACAGACUUGCUGUUGAUGAGGACGCUCAGGAAGAAGUUGGUUGGAAACUUGUGCAUGGAGACGUCUUUCGUCCCCCUCGUUAUGCUUUGCUUUUAUCGGUAUUUGUUGGCAGUGGUUGUCAGAUCCUCUUUAUGGUUGCCGUCACAUUGGUAUUUGCGUGCUUGGGCUUCUUGUCGCCCGCAAACCGUGGUUCAUUGAUGACAUUUGCCCUUGUGUUCUACGUUCUUUUUGGAGUCGUUGCAGGAUACGUUUCAGCCCGAUUGUAUAAAACUAUGAAUGGUCUUGCUUGGAAGACUAAUGUGCUGAUGACCAGCUUUUUAACUCCUGGAAUUGUUUUCACAGUCUUCUUCAUUUCUAAUUUAAUGUUGUGGACAAAAGGUUCGUCUGCUGCAGUACCUUUCGGCACUCUUGUUGUUCUUUUAUCAAUGUGGCUGUUUAUUUCAAUUCCAUUAACAUUUGUGGGAUCAUUCUUUGGUUUCAAGAAAAGACCAAUUGAGCAUCCGGUUCGUACGAACCAGAUUCCUCGUCAAGUGCCGGAACAAACACUUUAUACCAAACCAUUGCCAGGAAUGCUGAUGGGUGGAAUACUUCCGUUUGGCUGCAUCUUUAUACAAUUAUUCUUCAUCUUAAACAGCAUUUGGGCUCAUCAGACGUAUUACAUGUUUGGGUUCCUCUUCCUCGUAUUUCUUAUCUUGAUAGUUACCUGCAGCGAAGCUACGAUUUUGUUAUGCUACUUCCAUCUUUGUGCUGAAGAUUACCACUGGUGGUGGCGUUCAUUUUUCACUUCUGGGUUUACUGCCGUGUAUCUUUUUGCAUAUUGCAUUCAUUACUUCACGGCGAAGCUUACCAUUGUUGGAACAAUCUCAACCAUACUUUAUUUCUCGUAUACAUCAAUUAUUGUAUUUAUAUUUUUCCUCGCGACAGGGGCUAUUGGUUUUCUUGCAACAUUUUACUUUGUGGAAAAGAUAUAUGGAUCAGUCAAAGUUAACUAA
This is a messenger RNA of Enterobius vermicularis (human pinworm), 1947 nucleotides long. The record is from the annotation of a GenBank genome assembly. NCBI's taxonomy places the organism in Eukaryota, Metazoa, Nematoda, Chromadorea, Rhabditida, Oxyuridae.